This is a messenger RNA of Mytilus californianus (California mussel), 2770 nucleotides long. RefSeq names its product ankyrin repeat, SAM and basic leucine zipper domain-containing protein 1-like. The transcript is spliced from 10 exons. NCBI's taxonomy places the organism in Eukaryota, Metazoa, Mollusca, Bivalvia, Mytilida, Mytilidae. The coding region runs from base 502 to 1731 and encodes 409 amino acids. Gene Ontology annotation, molecular function: protein binding. The record is from RefSeq and is a predicted model, not a curated record.
GAGACAAUCUACACAAUAAUACAGUACCAUCCAGAAACUAUAACAAGGAUAGAGAGAAUAUCUACACAAUAAUACAGUACCAUCCAGAAACCAUUACAAGGAUAGAGAGAAUAUCUACACAAUAAUACAGUACCAUCCAGAAACUAUAACAAGGCUAGAGAGAAUGUCUAGACUAUCAUACAGUACCAUCUAGAAACCAUUACGAGGAUAGAGAGAAUGUCUAGACUAUCAUACAGUACCAUCUAGAAACCAUUACGAGGAUAGAGAGAAUAUCUAGGGAACAAUACAGUACCAUACAGAAAACAUUACCAGGAUAGAGAGAAUAUCUAUAGAGUAACCAUCCAGAACUCAUUCCAAAAAUUAAUUAUGUCUCACCAAACGUCUGAAUCCUUGCAUUUUUAUGAAUAUUUGUGUCAGAAAAUUGGAUCAGAGAAAGAAGUAACAGCAAGACGACUGACAUUUUUAUGUAGUGAUUUACAGUGAUUACAAAUCAGUUAAAGAAUGGGAUUAGCAGCAUCCCGCCAAGAAGCAUUCUGGGAAGCAUGUGGGUUUGGACAUAUUCUGCGAGUUAAGAAAUUUUUGGAAGCUGGAGACAUUGAUGUGAAUUGGGUAUCUUAUACACAUGACUGUUGCCCUAUACAUGUAGCUUCUCAGGGUAAAACAGAAAUAGUACGACUUCUGAUAGAGGCUAAAUGUAAUGUUAAUGUACAGGAUAUUAGAGGAAAUACACCACUCCAUCAUGCAGCUAUGAAGGGUCAUGGGGAUAUUAUAAAGAUAUUGGUGGAGGCUGGAGCUGAGGUCAAUGUACAAGAUAAGAAUGAUUGGACAGCAUUACACUGUGCUUGUUAUUGGAAUCAUAGUAAGGCUGUUAGAGUUCUACUGAAUCUUGGUGCAGAUAUUUCCUUACAGAAUAAAGAUAAAAGAACAGCCCUUCUUGAAACAGCAAGGUCACAGGAAAAGGAUGACGAGUCAUUAGGGGAGAUAACUCACAUGCUAAUCUCAGCAGGAAGUGAUCUAAAUUGUAAAGGUUGUAGCGAUCUUGGAGAUUUAGAGGCAGAUUUUACAGGAUUAAUGUAUGCAGCUUACCAUAACCAUCCUGAUGUUGCUAGUGCACUCAUUGAAGGAGGCUGUGAGAUUAAUGCAUAUGGAUCUAAUUUAUGGACCGCCCUCCACUGGGCAGCAGACCGGGGUCACAAAGAAAUGGUGUAUCUUCUACUAGGGUCAGGGGCUGACCCUACAAAAAGAGGACAGAGAAAUGAAUUAGCAGCUGAUAGAGCAGAAAGUCCUGAACUGAAGGAGAUGUUACAUAAUGCUGUUAAUAUGUUUAAUGAAUUAGCUACAUUGAACUCUGGUCCUAAAGCAAAAAGUACUAGUGAACAAAAGCCAAAAAUAGAGACAGAAUCAAAUUAUCCCGAAGAAUCACCUGUAAAUAAAACCAUUUUAAGCUCAGAAACUCUGAAGCAAAGUGACUCAGAUGUAAUGGACAAUGAAGAUAGCAUACAGAGUCAAGAUCAUGAAAGUGAUAUCUGUGAUCAAGUAACGAAUCGAAAAAUAGACUCUCAAGAAACUACUUCAAGUGAAACAGAAAGUUCACAGUCCCUUGAAACAAACACUAUGUUGACUGAGGAAUCAAGUAACCAUGAUUUUGCUCAAAAGACAGAAGAAAGUGAUCUUAAGGAAAAAGAUAUUUCAGAGGACAAAACAGGACAAACAGAAGUAUUAUCUGCAUAAUAAACUGCAAGCGAUAAAAAUGUAUUAAAUGGUUGUAGAAUUUAUGUGAUAGACUGUCUUCUAAAUAAUUCCUGUAAAUUCAGAAAUUAUUGUAUGUAUUUAUUAUUGCGGUUUUUAAAGAAUGGACAAAAUUCAAUAUUAAUUAUUGCGAUUUCAGGAAAAUCUGCAUACAGAUAUAUGUAUCAGAUAUCAGAAUAGGAGUUAUUAAUAAUGCGAUACUCACCUAGUCUCAUUAUUCAAAUUAAUAAAAAUCUCGUAAUAAUUUUUGAAUUUACAGUAUCUUUAUUGAAUCAGAAGGAAAAAUUUCACUAAAAACAUUUAUGCUGUGUUCCUCUCUAGAUCUGCUUUUCUUAAUUUUCACUUCAUUUUCUAAACACUCAUGCACAUGCAGCUAUUUUUCAUUUUAAGUCCAGUCCUUCACCCAAAUGUGACUGGUCAGUAGAAUGGUAACUCAUAAGAUGCAAUGUUAUGUUUGUAUGUGAAACAUUUAAACAAUAAUGUAGUUGAGCAACUUGUUUCUUGAUGUUAAUUUUUACAGUUGAAUUUUACAUUUUUCUUGCUAUAGAAUACUUAUAACUUCUAUAACACAAAGUGCGUCUAUUUUAGCUACCUGUGCCUUUUGAUAUAACAUUCAUGUUAUGAUGAUAUUUAUUUAUCUGUAUCUAAUUAUACUUGCCAUAUUUAUAUGCUUCCUUGACAUCAUAAAAUGUUUUUUAAGGAUGUAAUCAUUAGAAUAAACACAAUUCAUGCACAAUAAGCAGUGCCAUUGUCAGUGCCCCCCCCCCCCCCCCCCCCUCCCCCUUCCACACACACACUUUAACUCCCUAUCCCUUUCAAAGAUAGACUGCGUUCUAAAUAAUUAAUUGCAGAAAGAAUAGUUUCUUAGUAGUAUAAUUUUAUAAAUUUCAAGAAGUAAUUAUUUACGCCCUUUAUCCCUCUACCCCUCUUCCAUGCAACAAAUAUUUGAGUACUAUAUUGUUUUGUUAGUGUAAUUCAAGUAGCUUUAUUUCCAAUCCUGUUAUUAAAUGUGGACUCUUAA